Phragmites australis (common reed) is the source of this 2018-nucleotide messenger RNA. RefSeq names its product ALBINO3-like protein 1, chloroplastic. Gene Ontology annotation, molecular function: membrane insertase activity. Bases 149 to 1606 code for a protein of 485 amino acids. Gene Ontology annotation, cellular component: chloroplast thylakoid membrane. Lineage: Eukaryota; Viridiplantae; Streptophyta; Magnoliopsida; Poales; Poaceae. Gene Ontology annotation, biological process: protein insertion into membrane; protein localization to chloroplast; thylakoid membrane organization. The record is from RefSeq and is a predicted model, not a curated record. The transcript has 12 exons.
AUUCCGUAUCCAACCGCUCCGCCUAGCCCACUUCAACCCCUCUCCCACUGGGAAGGACUCGGAGGAGUCGGAGUCGGAGUCGCCCGCUCGCCCUGCCCUUCCUGCUCGUGUCUCCGACCACCUCGUCGCCCGCCUCACUGCUCUUCCAAUGGCCGCGCCCUCCCACUUCCACCUCCUCGUCCGCCCCCAAAUCCUAGCCCUGCCCGCGUCGCGGGCCCUCUCCGCCCGCCGCCUCCGCCCUGUCGCCGCGCUCGGCGGCGGCGGUCUCGCCGACGCCGGCGAGCUGUUCGGCCGUGUUGAGGCGCUCCUAUACACCGUCGCGGACGCCGCCGUCUCCGCGGCCCCGGAGGCCGUUGCCGAGGGCGCCGGUAAGACCAAGGAGGCCGGGGACUGGCUCUCCGGCAUCACCAACUCCAUGGAGACCGUGCUCAAGGUUCUGAAAGAUGGUCUAUCAGCUCUCCAUGUUCCUUAUUCAUAUGGCUUCGCAAUCAUUAUCCUCACUGUCCUUGUUAAGUCAGCUGCAUUCCCUCUUACAAAGAAGCAGGUUGAGUCUGCACUUGCAAUGAGAUCACUCCAACCUCAAGUGAAGGCCAUUCAAGAACGAUAUGCUGGUGAUCAGGAAAGGAUACAGCUUGAAACUGCUCGUUUAUACAAGCUGUCGGGCAUUAACCCACUUGCAGGAUGCUUGCCUACUCUUGUGACUAUACCAGUUUGGAUCGGUCUAUACAGGGCUCUCUCGAAUGUAGCUAAUGAGGGACUUUUGACUGAAGGUUUUUUCUGGAUACCUUCUUUGGCUGGUCCUACAACAAUUGAUGCUCGACAAACAGGCCAGGGAAUAUCCUGGCUUUUUCCUUUCACAGAUGGCCAUCCACCUCUUGGCUGGUCGGACACUCUGGCAUAUCUUGUCCUACCGGUUCUUCUUGUCAUUUCACAAUACAUAUCUGCUCAAAUAAUGCAGCCACCACAGAGCAAUGAUCCUAGCCAACAGAGUGCUCAAGCUGUAACAAAGUUCUUGCCUUUGCUAAUUGGUUAUUUUGCUCUUUCCGUACCUUCUGGGCUAAGUCUAUACUGGCUCACAAAUAAUAUCCUCAGUACUGCACAGCAAGUAUGGCUUCAAAAGCUUGGAGGUGCGAGAAAUCCUGUUAAAGAAUACAUCGACAAACUUUCUAGAGAAGGCUCAACUAAUGUUGGGAAGUACGAAUCUGCUGUUAAGAGUGACUCUCUCCCUAAACCUGGUAAACCCCAACCCAGCCAAGAGCCGAAACCAAGUGGCCCACAACGUGGUGAAAGAUUUAGGAAGCUAAAGGAGGAGGAAUCAAGGAGAAAAGAGCUUCUGGGACAAGCAAAACAAUCAGCACAGUCAAGCACAGAAUCCAGUGCCCUUGAUGGACGACAAAAUUCUGAUGCGUCUGCAGGAAGCAACAAAGAUGAACAGGAAUCUCAUGAAAAUGGAUCGAUCAUAGCUAAUAGCAAUGGUGGACGUAACCAUAGUAGAAAUCAAAGGACUGUGAAUGGAACCACAGAAAAGGAAGCGGCUGACGGUUGUUCCUCAGUAAGCAAACCUGCCUCACCUGACGUCCAAGAGAAUGGAAAUGAUGCAGUGUAGUGAAUGCAAGUUGGUGGCUCUAGCCUUUGUACUGCCUCUGCAUGUUCACUGAAAAUCACUGGUUCUAGCGGAUCUGGUUCUUCAAUGUGCUUACUUAAACUCACCGUACGGACAAUUGUGAGCUACGAGAAUUAGUUUCGCAUCUACAGGAGAGUCGAGUCUAACAGGAAGAUACACCACGAAGCAAAAUUGUUCCAAACCAUGCUCUAGGGCUAGAUUCUUUUUCCUUUUUAGAAUUCUAGAAUUGGGGCUGUAGAUUAUGUGAAGCUUGUAGGUGAAAGGAUUUUGUUCAUCACGUUUAUAUUGUCCAGCUGGGAUGGAUGUAAUGUGGCUGUAAAUGUACAUCCUCGCCUGAUUUUGACCGUAACCAUAUUUGAGUUACACUAUCUAUAACCAUAUUCUUUUAAUUUUA